AAAAUAAUACUACUCAUUAAGGAACCAAAAUUAUCAUUACUUGAGGACUGUACACGACUCUUUCCUAAACCCUUCAAUGCCCAGCCCUUAACGUUUUGCUCCAUUUUUUCAUCUGACUGUCUCGUCCGUCGCCGCCGACUUAAGUCGUUGAACUCUCUUACUCUCCCGGCGUAAUUUCAUCAGAUCUGGGCGUCUCUUUUAUAGAAACCACUUUUGGCGCUUUGCAGAAAGACAUAAUUGAUAAAUCUGAAAGAGUCAUGGUCCAAGGAGUUGAGAAGGAGGGUAUGCUUCGUAAGCUGGAGAAGAAAUCCAAGAAAAGCAAUAAGAAUGCUGCCUCAAGUGGUCUUGGAGGAGAGAGUGAUGAGUGUGACGUUAAGAGAAAGAAAAAAAGAGAAGGUGGAAAACCCAACAAAGUCAGCGAUGAAUAUGCUGUGAAAUGUGUUGAGAAAAAGAAAAAGAAUAAGCUGAAGAAAAGCUACUUGAAUGAGCCUUUAGACACCAAAACUAGUGCUCCUGCAAGUGCAACUGAAAUGCGGGACAAUGACAAGGUAGUUGAGACCCUUGGUGAGGUCUCUGGUGGAGACGUUGUGGACGUGAUUACAAGGAAGAAGAAGUCCAAGAAAAACAUUAAGACUAUCAAUGGUGUAGAUGUGACAAACACUGAUAUUAAAGUUAAGAGUGAUGACUCUGACAUCAAGAGAAAGAAAGAAAGAAAACAUGGAAAACGUUCUGGGAAGUUUAGUGAAGACAGCAAUGAGGUUACGAGAAUUAUUGAAGGGAAUAAAAGUAGGAAAUUGAAGAAAAGCUGUGGGGAUGAGCUGGAGAAAAUGCAUGAUACUAAGGAUAUACGUGAAGAUUUUGCUGCUGAAGUCAAUGAAGGUGAUAUUUUUUCACCUAUAGAGAUGGAAGAUAAAAUCAAAACAGACAAAGGUAAAAUCAAAAAGAGAAAAAGGGAAAAAGUAGGACACAGCUCUGAAGAUCCUACACAUGAAAAGAGUGAAAAGAGAGUGAGAUUUUCUGGUCAGGUUCAGAUUUUCCCUUCAUUGAAUGAUUCAAGUGAUGAGAAGCAUGAGAUCGAGGAAGAAAAUUUAGUGCAUGGCAAGCGAUUCUCAAAGUUAGAAGAUGAAAUUAUCAAAGAGGCUGUUCAUAAAUACAUAGAGGUACAUAACUUAGGCGAAGAAGGGCUGAAAAAGGUUUUAAAUGCUAGAUCUUAUCCUGAAAUAAAGGGUUGCUGGAAAGAAAUUGGGAGUGCUCUACCAUACAGACCUUCUAAGGCAUUUUAUUGUCGUGCACAGGUCCUGUUUCGAAGGAGUGAAUCACGUAAAUGGACUGAAGAAGAGUAUGAGAUGGUACUGAAGUUCCAGAAAGAGCAUGGGAAUAAUUGGAAGGUCUUAGCUGAUGAACUUGGAAAACAUCGGUGGCAUGUGAAGGAUACAUGGCGAAGGAUAAAACUGCCCAAUCGAAAUAAAGGACAAUGGACUCAAGAGGAGUACCAGAAUUUGUUUGAUUUAGUAAACACCGAUCUGAGACUGAAGCUUUCUGAAGAGAAAAAAUCUAAGCAUGGGAUGCUACGGGAUAAUAUUGCAUGGGGUGCAAUAAGUGAAAACUUGUCCACGAGAACUGAUGCAAAUUGCUGCUUAAAAUGGUAUGAUCAAUUGACAUCACCCAUGGUGGCCAAAGGUGAAUGGGCGGAUACUGAUGACUAUCGCCUAGUUGAUGCACUUUUUGAGCUGGAUGCAAGCUGCAUAGAAGAUGUGGACUGGGACAAUCUUCUUGACCACAGGCCUGGAGAGAUAUGUCGAAAGAGAUGGAACCAAAUGAUUCUUCACAUAGGUCAACUUGGAAACAAGUCAUUUACUGAUCAAGUAGAAGUUCUAGCUAAGAGAUACCGUCCGGAUUUAGUCGAAGUAAGAGAGGCUUGGGACAGUAAACCAAUCGUUCCGUGAUAUGCCCAUCACUCAGCAGUGACGUGUCUGAAGAGAGUUAUUUAACAACACCACAUACUAUUAGCAAACCCCCCCACCCCCCCCCCCACCCCCUCUUCCAUUUUAGUAAUUAUUAAAAGAUUUUGUAGAACAUUUAGUAGACAUAAUUCGGAAGAGGUCUAGUGUUGUGUGGUGGAAGGAAAAUGGGAAGAUUUUCACAGUUUGAUAUUGGAUUGUUGUCUGUAUUCUGUAGGGCAAGAGAUCAAUGUUUUGGCAAUGUGUUGUAGUCAUGGCUUUUGUGUUUCUAUCACAAUUUUAUUAUUUGUAAUGUAUCUUUGUUUUCCCCCGAUUUCAUCACA
This is a messenger RNA of Solanum lycopersicum (tomato), 2284 nucleotides long. RefSeq lists its product as uncharacterized. NCBI's taxonomy places the organism in Eukaryota, Viridiplantae, Streptophyta, Magnoliopsida, Solanales, Solanaceae. The record is from RefSeq and is a predicted model, not a curated record.